Salvia hispanica is the source of this 1015-nucleotide messenger RNA. The record is from RefSeq and is a predicted model, not a curated record. NCBI's taxonomy places the organism in Eukaryota, Viridiplantae, Streptophyta, Magnoliopsida, Lamiales, Lamiaceae.
UCUUCUCACAUUUCAAAAUUAUUCCCAAAUGAACUCUCUCUAAAGAAGAAGAAGCAGCGGCGACAGCCACUCUUCCAUCUCCGGCGAAUCGCCAUCUCCGGCAUCGCCGGAGCCCUCUCCUUCUUCCCCUUAUACAUCUUCUCCCUUCAGACCCAAUUAUCUCAAAAUUAGAAACCCUCUGUGAACAAGGGGACGGCGGCGGCUUCCCCUUCAUCUCGGCGACCGGCGAUCUUCGCCGUCCUCUGUGUCGCCGUUCCCGUCACCUCUCGCAAUUUCCCCAUCUGUUCUCCAAUUUCUCCCAGAUUCGUCGAAUUUCAAAAUCCCUAAAUCAAAAUCAAAAUCCCUAAAUUCAGAAUCGGAGGCGGUGCCUUUCCUCUCCGGCGAAACCGCGCCCCGCCUCAACGGAAAUUCGGAGUUCCGUCGGCGCGUACUCCUUCCUCCAUUGAGUUCUCCCUCUUCGCUGCCCUCUCCGUCGAGCCCUCCCCGCCGCUUCUUCGCGCCAGCGGUGGCAGCGCCACCGCCGAACACUCGUCGGGCUCUUAAUGCUGCGCGCACUCUUUCUCCGGCUCGCGGGGAAGCUCGUAAGUUCGCCGUCGCGCUCACGCCUCCAGCUGCGAGCAGGGCCGUUGCCUCGUCGCCUUCUCGCGAAUCCAGCGGCGGAGUGGAGAGCCUCGUCUCCUUUUUCCUCUCUCAGCCGCGACUGGCAGCCGCUUCGCGGAGUUCCCGGGGUUCCGUUGACGUUUUCCCGCCGCCCGGCAGCCCCUCCGCCUAAGGUACAAGGCUGUAACUUGGAGCCUUAUGGGCUGAAAAUCGAGAAGGAUGGGGGAAGAAGAAGAAGAGGGAAUCUUAUCCCCACUAUGCCUGCAUUCUCAUUCUUACUUCUAGCUUGGAGCCCAAGUCUUAGGUCUUGAGACCAUUAGGAUAGUAGUAGCUGUCAUUAUUCAUUCUUGUACCAAAUAAAGAUGUAUGUACUUAAAUACUUUAUUCUCAAUUACAUCCCAUGCAUUUCUAUUUC